This is a messenger RNA of Oncorhynchus gorbuscha (pink salmon), 3374 nucleotides long. Its product is annotated as sorting nexin-29-like. Lineage: Eukaryota; Metazoa; Chordata; Actinopteri; Salmoniformes; Salmonidae. The record is from RefSeq and is a predicted model, not a curated record. Bases 425 to 2914 code for a protein of 829 amino acids. Gene Ontology annotation, molecular function: phosphatidylinositol binding. The transcript is spliced from 21 exons.
UGCAGCGCCGACGUUGUUUCGCUUUGCAGGCAGGGGCACCGAAGUGUCAAAAUGAAUUCCUUUUAUUACAGCUAGACGAUUACCAGAGCCACGACAGUCCAGUCGCCGAAUCGACCAAUGCGGAUGGGUUUGUUCGUCAACCAUUUUAUCUACAAAUGUGACUCGGGUUAACUAUAUAGUGAUAAACGACAACUCGCAGGCCUCUGUAGUUCCAGCCGACAGGAGCAACAGUGGGCCACGGACCGAGGUUGUGUUGAUGGGAAGAAGGGAGGGCUGCAUCAUGGAAGUUGUGCUCUGCCACCCAGGGUUCGGUUCGUACAGAAUGUGAUGAAUCGCAAUAGAAUUCUGGAUAUCCACCAAGUCGAACCAUGAACUAGUUUACAUGUGGUGUGUCAUCAACAACUAACGUACUCGGACUGACAGAAUGAACGGCCCUCAGCAGAAUGACGCAAAGAGACAACACCUGCUGGAGCGGCUGCUUGACUCUGUCAAACAGUGCCAAAUCCGCUUUGGAGGAAGAAAGGAGAUCGCCUCAGAUUCCGACAGCAGGGUGAUCUGUUUGUGUGCCCAGUUUGAGGCUGUCCUCCAGCAUGGCCUGAGGAAGACCAGAGGCCUGGCUCUCACUGCUGCUGCCAUAAAGCAAGCCGCAGGCUUCACCAGCAAGACUGAAGCAGAGCUGACGUUCUGGAUCUAUGUGAAGGAGUAUCUGAACCGCCAUGAGCUGCAGCGGUUCUACUCCCUGAGACACAUCUCCUCUGAGUUGGGCCGCGGCCGAGCCUGGCUCCGCUGUGCCCUCAAUGAACACUCACUAGAGCGCUACCUACACACUCUGCUUGCAGACCGCAUGCGCCCUGGCACCUUCUAUGAAGACUGGGCGUUUAUUCUGGAUGAGGAGCGAGCCAGCAUGCUGCCCACCAUGGCUGCAGGACUGAAGUCCAUCCUGUUUGCCAUCAACAUCGACAAUAAGGACCUAAAUGGUGUGAUCCGAGCAGGCUCCUCCUCUUCCGUGAGCCACCUCCUGAAGGAGUCCACCCAGGGCAUAGGGAGCUUAUGGAAGGAGUCGACCCAGGGGGUGAGCACUCUGCUCAGGGAGAUCAGCACCACCACCACUGUGGUGCCAGGCUUCAUCCCCACCCACUGCCCUGACGGCUCCACAGACCCACUGCCUGUCCUGCCCCGCAGCGCCUCCGCAGACUCUGGCCUGAGGAAGGAGCGACGGAGGAAAAAGAAAAUCACCAACAUCAUCUCAUUCGAUGACGACCUGGAUGGGGGAGCAGAGGAUGAGGAUGAGGAGGUGGGGGGGAGUACUGCCACUCUCAGGAAGAGCACCACUGCUCCUCAGGUCAGUCUGGAGGAGGGCACUGACCCACUGGAGCCCUCCUCCUCCCUCUCGCCUCCCCAGAACGGGAUGCCCGAGCCUGGGAUAGUCAGCUGGACCAGGUCUCCUCCUUUCUCCAGGGCUCUGCCAGACUCCAGGAUUAUUGAUAAUGAUGAGGAAGAGGAGGUGUACAAGAGCAGACCACAGCUACAGAGCCCCCUCCAUGACAGGGCCAGCACUAACCAAGUGGUGGUGGGGAGCCUAUCCAGUGUGUCCACGUGUAGCCCUCUGCAGGCCAUGACUGAUCAUGACAGUUCAAACAUCCUCAUUCCUGUGGCCUCCAGCCACUCCUACUCUCAGCCAGUCGGUUCAGUGGAGGAUACGGUUGCAUUUCCUGUACAGACAGAUUCCACAGGCAACCACGAGACAACCAGAACCCAGCUGCAGUUCAACUUGGAGGCCAGCCCGCCUGGCCAGAAUGCACCUCUCUCCAGUGUCCUUCCCAGUGCCACCCCCGGUUUACCAGAGUCCAUGACAGUGGUGGAGCUCCACCAGGUCAUAGUAGCCAUGAUGAACAGGAAGGAUGAGCUGGAUGAACACAACAUGUCCCUGCGUAGCCUGCUGGAUGGGGAGAUGGAGCACUCUGCUGGGCUGAGGCAGGAGACAGACGCCCUGAGGAGACGCCUGGAUGAGCUGGAGGAGAGACACACAGCCAAGGUGCAGGCUCUGGGCAGAGAGAACGAGGUCCUCAAAGUCCAGCUGAAGAAAUACGUGGGGGCUGUUCAGAUGCUGAAGAGAGAGGGGAGUCAGGGCAAUGACACUGUUCUCCCCAUGGUGAGGAACUGUGAUGGUUCUACUCUGGCCCCUCAGAGCAGGACUAUGGGGGAUGUGGAGGAGCUGGCUGCCAGCUACGAACGCAAACUCAUAGAGGUGGCUGAGAUGCAUGGCGAGUUGAUAGAGUUCAAUGAGCGUCUGUACCGUUCUAUGAUGGCCAAGGACCACCUCAUCAUCCAGAUGAAACAGGAACUCAUCGACCUCAGAGGACCAGUUCCUGGUGACCUGAGCCAGACUUCUGACGACCCCAGCCUAUCAGAUUUUGAGACGGCUCACCGUGCUCUAAUCAAUGUCUGGAUUCCCUCUGUGUUUCUGCAAGGCCGCGCUGCCAACGCUUACCAUGUAUACCAGGUCUACAUCCGUAUCCUGGACAAUGAGUGGAAUGUCUACAGACGCUACACAGAAUUCCGGGCACUCCACAACUACUUACGCUCACAAUUCCCACAGGUCGACAACUUCAGCUUCCCACCCAAGAAAGCCAUAGGGAACAAGGAUGCCAGGUUUGUAGAAGAGCGUAGGAAACAGCUGCAGUCGUAUCUGAGGAUGGUGUUGAACAAGCUGAUCCAGACCCUGCCAGAGUUCUCUGCUAAACCCACCAAGGAGACCCUCUUGCAGCUGCUGCCCUUCUGCCUGGACAUUCCAGUGGCCAGCGAGGGGAGCAGUAAGACGGCCCGGUCCAAAUCCUCAUCAAGCUUCCCCAUACUUGGGCGCAGCCACAACCAGGAGGGCCGCAACCUAGAGCCCCAGAGCGGCGACCUCUAACCUUUAGCCUCUGACAUGUGACUUCCUCUUUGAUUGGAUUAAACAGAAGAGUUUGUUGGUGCUCCUCCUGGAUGGAUUAUGAGCCAUAGAGAGGGACAGAACGGCUAAUGGCUAUGCAGGCGAGAGGCAUGACACUGCUCCUCCUUUAGGCUUUCUACAGGUUUCCAACAGCAGGACAUUAUAUCCUCCCUCUCUGGGAUCUACAGAGGCAGACUCUUCCUUCUCUCUGACCCUGCCUAAAGAUUUUACUCAAAAGACCACACGUGGGGUCAACAACAGACAUUGAACCAAGAUGGGGGGGGGACUGUUUCCUAAUUUUACUCAGUUUUGUAGUGAAACUGUAUCAUGGUCAGUGUUUUCUAGCUUCUUUGCAGUGAGGGGACAUAUAGAAAUGUGUUCUCUAUCAAUGUUUUUUUCUUGGCGAAUGUCAGCAUUUUGGUGCCAUUUUUGAUUUUGACAU